Messenger RNA from Sabethes cyaneus, 3522 nucleotides. RefSeq lists its product as uncharacterized. The transcript is spliced from 10 exons. Gene Ontology annotation, biological process: regulation of translational initiation. Gene Ontology annotation, molecular function: translation activator activity. The coding region runs from base 540 to 2432 and encodes 630 amino acids. The record is from RefSeq and is a predicted model, not a curated record. NCBI's taxonomy places the organism in Eukaryota, Metazoa, Arthropoda, Insecta, Diptera, Culicidae.
UUUGUCGUCGCGAAUCGCGACUGUGAGUGUUAUUUUUUGGUUUUGUGCAAAGAAUUUUCUGCUGUCCGCAGAGGUUUUUGCUUGGAUUCAUUAUUCUCCCUCUGAGAUCUUUGCCCUAUAAUCUGCUAUUGUUUUAUGACCAGGUUAGUUACCGAUCGCAGUUUAUUGUUCGGUAUCGCUUUUCGUAUUCCAACAUCCAUUUUCGAGUGUGCAGGAGACAUUUUCCCUUGUGGCUGGCAGCGAUUCAGUAGCUAAAUUUCUAGCUACACAUUUUCGUGCCAGGAAAAAUAAGAAGCAAAAGAAGAACAACACCGAAACAAUCCGGGAGUGGAACGGUAUUGAUCGUGAAUUUAGUUAAGAAUAUUAAGUUUGGAAAUCAAAUUUUAUAUAAAUUAGUUCGACACAUGUUGCAUUGUGUCUAAUGAUCCUUUUAAUUGUGCAAUUUGGUGAUUGUUAAAAAGAUACCAAAAACCAAGUUACAUAGUAGAAUCUAAUUAAACAAAGUGAGGUUGCAGGCUGAAGAUAUUGUUAUAAAAAAAAUGGAUCAACAGAGUGGAAGUGGCAAGUGGCAGCAACGUCCGGAAGCCAGUUUCGUACCGCUAAGAGCUCCCAAAGUCCUGUCUGUAGACGCUCCGGUAUUCGUUCCGAAACAACAGCAACCUCCACAGUACAACCACCCCCAGGCCCAACAGCAGCAGCAUCAGCAACAGCAACAACGCUACCGGAGUGACAAUAACGGUGCUGGAGGCGGAGGUGGCGGCGGUGGUGCCGGCGGAGCAUACAAUAUGGUUCCAAUCGUUCUACCAUACUCACAGCAACACGACAUGGGCAAUGGGGCCCUGGUUAAUGGGACCGAUAUGAUCGGCAGCAAAUCGACCCUAGCGAAUCGACUGAAAAAUCUUCAAAUCUCUUCGCCGCAGCAGCAGCAGCAGCCACACAUGGGUGGACACCCGAGUUACGGUGAUAACAAGGAUAUGCGCAAUCCUUCACACUAUAACCACCAACAGCACCACCCGAACCAGCACUAUUCCUACCAGCACUCACAACAGCAGCGUCUUCAGCAACAACAGCAGCAUCAUCACCAACAACAGCAGCAGCAGCAGCCGCCACAUAUGGCGUUGCAUCAGAAUGCUGCCGGUCACUACCCGUUUACAGUGGCCGGAAUGGGUUACUCGUCGACAGCGCUCAACAAUCACCUGCAUCAUCCGAUCCUAGGUGGAAUGGCUGCCGCAGCGGUUGCUGGCGGUCCCGGUCCCAUAAUGCAGCACGAUAAUCGCGGCGGGAAAAAUAAUCCCUCUGGCAUAAGAUCAAGACUGCAGAAUGCGCAGAACUCCCCGCAGCAGCAUCACCAGCAGCAGUCGCACCACCAACAGCAGCAUCACCAUCAGCAGCAACAUCACCAUCAUCAACAGCAGCAGCAUCAUCAUCAUCAUCAUCAGCAGCAGCAACACCAGCAUCAUAUGCGAGGAGGUGCUGCUGGUGGCAAUGAUUACGGGCUCGAAGGCGAUGCCGAUCAGAUCAAUGAAAACGAAUCAUCGGCUCUCGAGUACCUGAGCGACGUGAUUACCGAAUUGUACGACAAUCCUGGCAUGUUCGAGAGCAUCCAGCGAAAGCUGAAAGGCCUAUUUGCUGAGUUCCGCAGCAACCACUUUGUACUUAGCAACGCCGUGGAAAUGAUUUUUGAACAGUCGAUCAAAGAGCAAAACUUUCGCUACAUGGGAGCCCGUCUGUGUCACCUGCUGGAUAGUCUAGACGAAAGCUCCGAUAGCGUGCUGCGGCAGCUGCUUAGCAUGAAGAUCGAGCAUCAGCACUCGGAGUUGAUGGGAUACAUGCAGAACGAGCAGAUUAAGGUCCGCGGAACGACACUUUUCCUGGCAGAACUGUACAUGCAGCUGCGAAAACCACACGACAACAAUCGCAAUGCUGAGCUAGCGAGGAGGAUCACCGGUGCAGCCCAAAUCCUUCUUAGUAAAGAGGGUCCAGGAAACAUAAAGUGCGUUUGCCAAUGCUUAAAACUCUGUGGAUUUGAACUGGAACGAGACUGCCGUAAUGAGCUGAUGGAAAUCAUCAACACCCUGGGCAUGCUAGAGGGUACAUUGGACUGCUCGACUGGACGUUUCAUCCGAUCGGUGCUAGAGUUGCAGCAGAAGUCCUGGGGACGCAACGAAGAAGUUGUGCCUGUUGCGUUACCGUCCGUUUCGGAAACCACUGGCGGAGAGAUCAACGAUAGUCCCGUGUUUUACGGGCCCGACGGACAGGUGAUGACGGAAGAAGAGAAUGAUUUCCUCGAAACUGCAGCACCGGCUGUGUUCGAAGAGUUUGACGAGGACGGUGAUCCGGAUGAUCUGGUGGAGGACGACAAUAUGGAUUUGGAAAUCAGGAUGGCAUUUAAGGACUUUGUUGCUAGCAGUAAGAACCGGCAGCCGUACUAGCGGCUGCCCUGCCCGCGAUCUCUGGGCCAAACGGAGGUGAACAUGAUGAUGAUGAUGAUGAUGAUGCGAAACGGUCCAGCUAGACUUGGAAUGGCCCGAGCCAUUUCUUCUAAUCAAGUUUAAUAACACGCGAAGGCAGCAGCAAACAAAAACCUACAUUCAGAUUGUUAGUAAUGAGUAUCCUAUUUUUAGAUAUUUAGUUCUAAGCCAAAUGUAACGAAACAGCAAGAAGACAGAUCGAAAAAACAGAACCCCAAACAGAAUAUCGAAAUCUGCCAGCAAACCGAGAAAACAAAACGGUUCUGCUGGAAGUUGAUAAAUUGAAAAGCACAACAUUUGAACCGAUUCUCGAAACCACUCUAACCACAGGCACAGAUUGGCCAUAGGGAAUAGGCAGGGACCCAUAAUUAAAUGCGGCAGGCCGAAGCUCUGGAGCUUCGUUAAACGCAGAUCAAGUAGCGCAAACAAUUUUGUUAGCUUUGCUUUAUCCCUUUUCUAUUUUUUAGGUGAAAUUAUUAUGAGUCUACCGACAGGUAAACCGAUUGUGAAAAUCCAGCUUAAAAUAAAUCAUCAGAUAAAUAUAAUACUAGAAGCAUGAUAUGGAUCUGUCCUGUUUGUUUUUACAAUUAUGAAAUAAAGAAAUGCAAGAAGCAAUACGUACGCCAUGCUGGUCCAGCUGGUCUGCUUUAAAACACACAUGCAUUCAACAGUCUUUCAAAGCUUAGCAACAUACCGUCACACAGUUUUAUUUGGUGGAAAAUCCAGCAUUCCUAAUAUUCCAGUGAAUUCUUUAGAAAAAAAAACAAAACAAAACUAGAUUUCUAUCAAAGGCAAAUGGAAAUAUUUCAUUUCAAGACUGCAAUAUCUAACGAACCUCAAAUUGGACAAUUUGUUGUUUGCGACAGAUGAAGCAGAUGCUGACAGAACUGUGACAAGAGUAGGGCAAGCUGGCUAGACAUGGGUGGAUCCUGAUGAAAUCCACAGCUUAGCAAACUUGUGAGUUUUACUUUAAACAAAUUACAGAAAAAAAAAUGAAAAAACAAAAUUCGUUACAAUGUUUACGAAGACAACGCGGUGAAGACACAUAAAA